This is a messenger RNA of Sebastes umbrosus (honeycomb rockfish), 684 nucleotides long. RefSeq names its product proteoglycan 4-like. The coding region runs from base 16 to 669 and encodes 217 amino acids. The record is from RefSeq and is a predicted model, not a curated record. The transcript is spliced from 5 exons. Lineage: Eukaryota; Metazoa; Chordata; Actinopteri; Perciformes; Sebastidae.
AGGUGAUCCAGGUACAUGAGAACAGGAAGAAAACCACGAAAGAGGAAGUGUUCAGUCAGUAUCCAGUUUGAGUCGACGGAGCAGAAGGAUGAAAACUGUAGACUGAGGCAGGUCAGUGUUCCCGUGUUACCUCUCAGACUGACUUCAGAUCAGAAGAUGAGUGAUUGUGUGGAGGAAGAGGAGGACAGAGCAGAGUCUCUAGUCUCUGGCUGUGUGUCUAUGAAGAGUGACCGGUCUAAAAAUGAUCCUCUGACCUUCAGUAAUGAACCUGGACCCUCAGAGUCAAAAGUUCAGUACAGACCGAGAGCAGAGUCUCCAGUACCCAGCUGUCUGUCUAUGGAGAGUGACGGGUCCAAAGAGGAUCCUCCAGACUUCAGUAAUGAACCUGGACCCUCAGAGACAAAAGAGAAGAAGAGGAGUCAUGCUUCUGUGGAGGAGCCGAUGUCAAGAUCCAGAACAAGACCUGGACCUCAGACAGCCAGUCAGACCAGAACAAGACCUGGACCUCAGACAGCCAGUCAGACCAGAACAAGACCUGGACCUCAGACAGCCAGUCAGACCAGCACUGUCCAAAAUCUGCUCCACCAGACAUAUCUGCUCUGCAUCACUUCCUUUCUGAAUCUGAACCCAAAAGAAAUACUUAUAUAUUUGUAUUCUUUGUUUUUAUGAUAGCACUCCGUCUUU